Tachyglossus aculeatus (Australian echidna) is the source of this 1063-nucleotide messenger RNA. RefSeq names its product sigma non-opioid intracellular receptor 1 (gene SIGMAR1). The transcript has 4 exons. The record is from RefSeq and is a predicted model, not a curated record. Lineage: Eukaryota; Metazoa; Chordata; Mammalia; Monotremata; Tachyglossidae. Bases 21 to 692 code for a protein of 223 amino acids. Gene Ontology annotation, cellular component: endoplasmic reticulum.
GCUGGGGGCAUCCACAGACGAUGCAGUGGGCACGGGGCUGGCGGCCACUGCGGGCGGCGCUGCUGCUGGCCGCCCUGGCCGUGCUGCUGCAGGGCAUCCGGAGCUGGCUGGGCACCAGGACCUUCGAAUUCCAGCGCCAGGAGAUCGCCCAUCUGGCGCGCCAGUACGCAGGGCUGGACCACGAGUUGGCCUUCUCCAAGAUCAUCGUGGAGCUGCGGCGUCAGCACCCGGGCCACAUCCUGGAGGAUGAAGAGUUGCAGUGGGUGUUUGUCAACGCCGGCGGUUGGAUGGGGUCCAUGUGCCUGCUACACGCCUCCCUCUCCGAGUACGUGCUGCUCUUCGGCACCGCGGUGGACUCCAGUGGCCACUCCGGCCGUUACUGGGCUGAGAUCUCCGACACCAUCAUCUCCGGGACCUUUCGCCAGUGGAAGGAGGGAAUGACCAAGAGUGAAAUCUACUACCCUGGCGAGACCGUCGUGCACCAUCCGGGGGAGGCGGCAGCAGUGCAGUGGAGUGCAGGCACGUGGAUGGUGGAAUACGGGCGAGGCUGCAUCCCCUCGACGCUGGCCUUCGCCCUGGCUGACACGUUGUUCAGUACUCAGGACUUCCUGACACUCUUCUACACGCUGCGAGCCUACGCCCGGGCCCUGCGCCUGGAAGUCGCUGCCUAUUUCUCCGGCCAGGGCCACUGAGCGGCCCGGGGGCCGGGGUCGGUGGGGGGCAGCCGGCCGGGGGCUUCCUGGCGGAGGGGGGCAUCCCAGGCCUCCACACGCCCAAUGCUGCCAGCUGAGAUGGUGGGAUCCACCCCCUGGCCGGUACUGUCAUCCCCCACCCCCCUCUCCUCACUCCUGAGCCUUAUCCCCAUUGCCCCUCCCUGGCUAUGCAACAGGGGGCCCGGUGCCCCUCCCCCUUCAGAGUCAUCAUGGUCCUCCCCUACUCCCCUUUACUCAGCUUCCCAGACCCCUCCUCCUUUUUCCCCUUUCUCCCGCUACCUUGGUCCUGGGAGCCGGAGGGGGCUGGGGCCCCUCCUGCUCAGCUGAUCAAUAAGAAGGUGGUAUCUGGA